Molecule: messenger RNA, 2275 nt
Organism: Gekko japonicus
Lineage: Eukaryota; Metazoa; Chordata; Lepidosauria; Squamata; Gekkonidae
Gene: ING1
Product: inhibitor of growth family member 1
Exons: 2
Coding region: 362-1207 (281 amino acids)
Biological process (GO): positive regulation of DNA-templated transcription
Cellular component (GO): nucleus
Source: RefSeq, a predicted model, not a curated record
CACAAAUCCCUCUGAUUGUUCCUACCACCUCCUCGGUGAGUUACCGACAACGACAGCCAUUCAAUCAGCUGCUGGCUGCUGGCUGUAGAGACUCGCGGACGGUGUGUGUGAACGCCUGCCUUGCCUUGCCUUGCCUUUCUGAUCGCCGAAGAAAAGACUCCAAAGGUGGCUUUUUACCCCUUUUCGCCGUGGUCUUUUCGGUUGGAUCCGAGGCACAAGAGAGGGACGGAGAGAAGAAGGCGGCUUGAGGAUUGAGCCUCUGCCAUUUGGGGCUGCUGUGUUUGAAAGGGAAAACUCUCGCCCGUUCGGGGUGAGAGGAGAAGGAAGAUAUAGACAGCAUAUUUAUUUAUAUUUGGGGCGGAUGAAAAUGUUGAACCCUGCAAACGGAGAGCCGCUUCAUCUGGCGAACUAUGUGGAGGAUUACCUGGACUCCAUCGAAUCUCUGCCCUUCGAUCUGCAGAGAAAUGUCUCCCUGAUGAGGGAAAUCGACGCCAAAUAUCAAGAUAUUUUAAAGGAACUGGAUGAUUAUUACGAAAAAUUCAAACGAGAGACUGACACGGUACAGAAGAGGCGGUUGUUGCACUGCAUACAGAGAGCAUUGAUCCGGAGCCAGGAACUAGGAGAUGAAAAAAUCCAGAUCGUCAGUCAGAUGGUAGAACUUGUUGAGAAUAGAACUAGGCAAGUUGACAGUCACGUAGAACUGUUUGAAACCUGCCAAGAGAUUAAUGACACGACUGGGAACAGUGGCAAAACAAACCAAGACAAGUCAAAGAAUGAGACAAUCACUCAGGCAGAGAAACCUAACAACAAGCGGUCUAGACGGCAAAGAAAUAAUGAAAAUCGAGAGAAUGCUUCUAAUAACCACGAUCACGAUGAUAUCACUUCAGGAACUCCAAAAGAGAAGAAGGCAAAAACGUCCAAGAAAAAGAAGAGAUCCAAGGCCAAAGCAGAGAGAGAAGCGUCCCCCGCAGAUAUCCCUAUUGACCCCAACGAGCCGACAUACUGUUUGUGUAAUCAGGUCUCCUAUGGAGAAAUGAUUGGCUGUGAUAAUGAUGAAUGCCCAAUUGAAUGGUUUCACUUCUCGUGUGUGGGACUCAAUCAUAAGCCAAAGGGCAAGUGGUACUGCCCCAAAUGUAGAGGAGAGAAUGAGAAAACAAUGGACAAGGCACUAGAGAAGUCUAAAAAAGAAAGGGCCUACAACAGGUAGUUUCUAAAUCUAAGGAGAAUAAAGCUGCGGAAGCAUAUAUUUAUUCUCUGUAUUAUCUUUUGUGGAGGUGUGAGGACUGUAAAAUGUAUAUUUUUAAAGGAGGUUAUAAAUCAAACCAUUCUUGUAACAGGGAUGGCAAUAUAAGAAAUGUUUGGGGUUUUUUCCCCCCUUGAUAUAGCUGUUAACAGGAAAAUAGUCUGUGAGCCAAAACAUAUAUUAAAGUAAUGAGUUAACAUUGUAAUGCCCAGGCUCAUUUUAUGGAAAAAAAUAUGGUUUCACAAGUUGGUAAGACACUGCCCAUCAAAAUGUAGAUAGUAAACAUGUCUUGGAUAGCAUUCUGUUUUUUCUCAGAGAUGAAUGCUAUUUGCCUUUCUAGAAAACUGUUCAACAUUCAGUUUGAAUAAAAUAGUACUUUGCAAACUGAUCCUAAAUAUACUGGCUACAAUCUAACACAGAGUGAAACAUUCUUAAACUCAUUGGAUUUCAGUGGGAUUAAGCACAGACACAUUUAACUCUGAGUUGGAUUAUGACCAUUGAUUUGGAAGUAAAUUCCUGUUGUUUCAGUCAUAGUUGCUUCCAAGAAUUAGGAUUACAGCCUUGCACCCCAUUUUCAACAUGUUACUGGGAACUCAAGCCCAUUGGUUUUAAUGAGUCUUGUUUCUAAGGGAUGUGUUUGGGACCAGGGUGCUAGAUUUGUUUGGUCAUGAUCAAUGCAUUAGCAAAAAGAAAGUUGCGGUAUAACACCAACCUGCCAGUCUAGCAGCUUAAUAUCCAAUGUUUAACCACAGUUACAAGCUUAUUUUUAAAGAUGCAAACGGUUAAAUUUUACACAGCAUAUUUUAUAUACUGGCCAAGUACCAUGAGGGCCUUUUUAAAAAUGGUUUAGUAUAUUUUGUAUUUAACCAGGAAGAGGUUUAGUAAUGAACCUUAUCAUAAAUCAACCUUUAUACUGUCCUCAGAUAAUAGCGUAGCAGUCUUUACUUUGUAUAAGUUGUAAAAAAUGUACAUUUUCAAGUAGAGUUGCACUUAACUUGUAUUAUAAUUGGAAAUGCAUCCACAUGCCAUGGU